This is a messenger RNA of Lottia gigantea (owl limpet), 549 nucleotides long. RefSeq lists its product as hypothetical. Lineage: Eukaryota; Metazoa; Mollusca; Gastropoda; Lottiidae. The transcript is spliced from 4 exons. The coding region runs from base 1 to 549 and encodes 182 amino acids. The record is from RefSeq and is a predicted model, not a curated record.
AUGGCUGCAGAGUCAAUAUCUGGAAUUUUUCUCCCAAAUUCUAAGAUUUCUUCAUCUUAUUUGCCAACAAUUCCACCAAAAGUACCAAAUACUGUUCAAGCUUAUCCAAGAUAUAUUAAAGAUGCACCUUAUACAGCCUUAUCUGGUGUCAUUGUUGAUGGUAGAGUUCCACCAAAGUUGGUUUAUCUAUCAGGUAAAUCAUUGGGCAAUAAAUACCUAAUAAAUAUGAUGUCUGUAGUAAAUCAUUUAGUAAUAUCUAAUAAAUAUGAUGUUCGUGGUAAAUCAUUGGGCAAUAGAAACCUGAUAAAUAUGAUGUCUGUUGUAAAUCAUUUAGUUAUAUCUAAUAAUUAUGAUGUUUGUGGUAAAUCAUUUAGCAAUAGAAACAUAAUAGAUAUUUUGUCUGUAGUAAAUCAUUUAGUAAUAUCUAAUAAAUAUGAUGUCUGUAGUAAUCAUUUAGCAAUAUCUAAUAAAUAUGAUGUUUGUGGUAAAUCAUUGGGCAAUAGAAACCUGAUAGAUAUGAUGUCUGUUGUAAAUCAUUUAGCAAUGUAA